GCCAAAUAUAAACGAUGAAAAAUAAUGAAUUCCAUCUGUAAUACUUCUGUAGGUAACAUGACAUAAAAAAAACAAGUGAAUUUAUUACUAGGAAAACAAGGAAAAUCCGAAAUCCAAUAUAUAACAAUAAAUAUACGUGUACAUUUGAAACAGGAAAUAUUAAACGUCUUCUUAAUUUAAUAUUGUAAAUAAUUAAGGGAAUUUCUUAGAAUUACCUUAGUGGCAUUACCAUUUUGAGUAUAAAUACGAGCACAAUCCCCCAUAAGCUCAUUCUCGAAGCAGUACUCUUCCAAUUACCAUCAGUACCCUUUACAAGUGAUUACAGUUAGCAAUGGCUUUAAAAGUAAUGAUAUCCGCCAUUAUUUGUUGUCUAUUCUUUACGACAAUAUAUGCUCUUCCCCCACACAUUGGGAUUGGGCAUAGCUUUGGAGGUUCCUUUGGGAGUUCUGGAGGAAUACAAAGUAGUGGCCUUCAUCAUGGAAGUCUUAGUCAGGGUGGAGGAUUCGUUAAUCAAGGACAAAGUAGUGUUGGGCAUAUCCGUGAAGGAUCUUUUAGGGAAGGAUCGUUCAGAGAAGGCGGUUUUGGCCAAGGAAGUAAUUUCAACGCCGCAAACAAUCACCUAAGUCAUGGUAGUCUGAACCACGGAGGUUUUGUUUCUGGUGAACAGCAAUUUGGCACAAAUGGAGGUUUUGGUGUCGCUUCUCCAGGAAUUGUUGGAGGAGCCGGUGGUGUCGGAGUAGGAGCUGGCACAGGAAUUGGAUUUGGUGGACGAGUGUUUAAGAAAUAGGAGAAUGUACUCCUAUCUAUUUAAUGAUGAACUGCUUUAUAAUUGUGUAUUAAUGUAAUUGUUUGUAAAUAAAUAUUAACAUACCUAA
Messenger RNA from Agrilus planipennis (emerald ash borer), 875 nucleotides. RefSeq names its product glycine-rich cell wall structural protein 1-like. Lineage: Eukaryota; Metazoa; Arthropoda; Insecta; Coleoptera; Buprestidae. The coding region runs from base 332 to 787 and encodes 151 amino acids. The transcript has 2 exons. The record is from RefSeq and is a predicted model, not a curated record.